This is a messenger RNA of Melanaphis sacchari, 2663 nucleotides long. RefSeq lists its product as uncharacterized. The coding region runs from base 439 to 2562 and encodes 707 amino acids. The transcript is spliced from 15 exons. The record is from RefSeq and is a predicted model, not a curated record. NCBI's taxonomy places the organism in Eukaryota, Metazoa, Arthropoda, Insecta, Hemiptera, Aphididae.
AUUUACUAUAUUUUACUAUUCAUUAAUUAUUUGGUUAUGGGCGUUAUGGCUAUAUAGUACUAUAUGGUAGUAAUUUAAUAAUAACAUUUAGACGUAUAGAGUUUACGUUUACUGUUUAGUACGGUAGUAACCGUCGAGCCCAGUGGUUUGGUGUCGCGGGCUUCAAGUUUUGUGUGUUAUAUACUUAUAUCCCAACUCUCAAUAUUCGGGAUAAGUACUGAAAAUAGACGUGUGUGAUCGAUUAUUAUAUUAUGUGACGGAUGAUCUGAAAUGUACCAAAUACAGCGAAAUUAAACCGCGGUUAGACCUUGAAACGGUUGUGUGCGUAUUAUUGUUAUCAUUGUACAAAUAAUUCGAUUAAACCCAUCACAAAUAAAAACUACAAAUUUACUCGGUCGUGCCAUACAUAAUAUAGUUUAAGCAAAUCUUUGGAUAUUUAUGGGAUGUAAUUCAAGCAAAAGUACGUCUAAAACUGUACACAAAAAAAAAAUACUACCCAUCAUGAGCUUCCACCAGCCGUCCAGCAAUGCUAAUCAUUACCCCAAAAAACAGAUACCAGCAACUAAAGGAUUAGCAUCAUCUUUUGGGUUCAAAAAAACAGCCCAAACCAAUAAAAUUAGACCAAUAUCUGCUCCUAUACAAUCUGUUGAAAAGCCAAACAAUUUUGAAUCUAAAAUGUUACCCAAACCAAUGUCAACACCUACAGAAAAGUGUUCAAGAAGUAUAGCUAAAAGUAAUACACCUUCUCCCAACAGGUUUGGAUUCUGUAAACCAGCAACAAAACUUGUUCAACCCACAACAUUAGUAACAACAAAAAAAGUAGAAGUGGAAAGAAGAAGUCAAUCAGAACCACAAAAAAGGGAAAUUCCUAAGCUUUUAUCAAGUGGUACAAAAAUUGCUGUAUCCAGAGUUACCUCUAGUCAUUUACCUAGACCUCAAAUACCAAUCAGGUAUCAAGUGUCCAAAAGUCCCAAUAAAAGUGCUAAAACGGCUACUAACAUGAGAUUAAAGAAUGAAGCAAUUAAACAAAUGCAGCAAGGAGUGACCAUUCGAAAGUUAACAGACUCUGUUGAAUUUACUGAAGUAAUUGCUUUUAAUAGACCGUCAAGGCUUACAAUAAAUUCAAAUGCUAAAGGUUCUUUAAUUAGAGAACGGGCUAACAAGUAUUUAAGACAAGUAUCAAGUUCAUCUUCAAAACAUUUGACAUCGUCUGAUGAUGAUUCAGAUUUAAGCAGUUAUGAAGAGAAACACGACAAAGAAGAGUUUGUAAAAGAAAAGACUGAACAAUUUGAUAGAAAAGAUACAUGUAGUGAUGAAGAAUAUGGGCCUGGUGAAGCAUUAGCAGUAGAAGAGUUCACAGAAAUGAAAGAUAAAAUAAAUGUCAUUGAUAAUAAAUUUGCCAAUGUUGAUAUGUCUGUAUCACUACGUGAUGUCUUAUUAAAUAUUGAAGAUACAACAUUUGCUACAUUAGCAGCUAUGUCUUCUACAAUAAGAAUUGAAGAUGAAACAUCACCAGAUGAUGAAUGUUUAAGUCCCACUGAAUCAGAAUCUGCUGAAUUUCCACAUAGUAAGACAGAAUCUACAAAUAAUGAUAAAUGUGACACUAUGUCUCCAAUUUUGCGAUGCAGUAUCUCCAAAUCUGGUUCUUUUUCAUCAGACACUAGAGAUUUUUUUGACGAUGAAAUAGCUGAUCAACCUGCACUUAUGUUUAGUGGGCCUCCAUCAGAGUCUUGUAAUGCAGAAGAUAUUGAUGAUGUUAUGUUUCAACAUGGAAACCAUUCCAGUUGUAACAAAAAAUCCAAAUCUUUGAGAAGAUCACUAAGUGUUGAUGGGUCCUUAAGUGAGAGCCUCAACUCUGAUGACCUGAUGCUUGAUGUUGACUAUGAUCAAGUGGAUGAUAAACUGGUCAAUCCUGAUAAUGAAGACCUAUUGAAAACACUGGAGAAAACCAAACAAAACGCAUUUAAUGAAUGGAAAUCUUUGACAUCUCCGAGAAACAGUAGUAGCUCACUCAAAGACGAUGUAGUUCCAGUCAAAGAUGAUACAGAUUCCAAAGGCAGCAAUGGGGAUGUGUUAAUGAGUUUCGAUCGAUUUCGAGAAGUAACGGACGACAUAGCGAGUAUCAAGAACAUGCUAUUCGAACUAAACCGUGCCCUAAUAGAGGACAAACAAGAUAUAACAUACCCAGAAGAACAGGAAAUUCAUUGCUGUUACGAGAAUCAAAUCUUGGAUUUGAAACAACAGAUAGCUUAUAUGGCACAACAAAUGGAACAGAAGGACCGUACUAUUCAAAUGCUCAACGAACAGAUAGCUCAACGACCACGGCCAUCAACAACAACAAUAGAAAUGAGAAAUGCUGCCACUCAAACAGACAGAUGUCGAUCGAUCACAGCUCCAACAUUAUGCACAUUCGAUAGAGAGGGACAGGCAAAUGGUCAUCCUGUAAUAAGGUGCAGUGACAUGACAGAGAGAUCCAAAUCUGUAUCUGGUAACCGUAUACGUAUCGGCAUGCUAAAGCACAAAUUUCUCAUGGAUGCAGGACGAACGUUACCAAAUGUUUGAUUCCUUUCAUAUGUUAUCUGACCAGUAUUAACAAAAACAUUCCAUUUUUAAGAUUCCAUUAAUAGUUAAAUUUAAAAUAAAAAUUUAAAUUACCAUUUAUU